GCCCAAGGUAUGAACAUUGAAGGCUCCCUGUUCUUGCCCCGACUUUUUUUUUUUUUUUUUAAAAAAAGCCAUUCCAAGAUCACUCUUCCCCAUACAUAAAUUCCAUCUUAUGUGAGAAUCUCAUAAUCCAACGAUCCCACCUGAUACUAUACAUAAUAACCGAUCCGUGUUUGGAACGGCCCAAUUGAAUUCGUUGAAGUCUAUUUACAUAGUACAUGACACUAUCCUCCGCAGUGGAGAUCGAGAUUUGGUAGGUAGCUUAGCUACAUAUGGGCAGCUUUUGUGUUUAGCCUCCAAGUUGCAUCAAGUGGCACUGUUCCAUUCGUUUGGUACGCCGAGAGAUUGGAUUAGCCCUCGAGGGUCGAACUUUGUUUUGUGAAGCGCGUGGUAACAUGACACCACGGACUGAACGUGCUCCCGGUUCUUCGUUUCCCGUUACUCCGUCUAAAAACCGACUGAACGCUGCCGAGUUCGACUUAUGGUUUCUCGAAUUCUCCAACACCUACAACCUCAACCUGAGGCGGUCUCCAUCAGACCUGUCCCCACAGAAGAAACGAGCAUUGCCAUAUUACUCGGAUUUGCAAUAUUAUGAGCUUCUAAAAGUCCAAUACUUCAAAGGCAAGCACUUGGUAAUUCACGAAUUGUUUGACCAUGGGGCAAAAUCCAUUCAUAGCAAGUGGGUUGAGAAACCACGCACUGUCCUUGGUGUUACUCCUUAUCCAACUCACCUACCUCGGGCUACUACCGAGCCUGAGCGAUGUCGGUUAUUAGAGCUUCUCAAAGCUAUUCUAGAAGAUGUUAGCUCUACCAAUGUAUCUUCGCGCUCCUCUGUCGCAUCUUCUUUCUCUCAUCAGGCAUACGAUGAACCUACAUCUCCAACCCGAAGCUGGCAUUUCAAGCGUCAUUCUAAUGAACGGAACGGAAAUCCGUUUAAGAGGACUCGGAGUUUCCACUCAGAAGUUGACACCGAAUGCGAUCCUGAUGACGACGACGAAAGACCGCCAAGUGUGCUUUCAGUUCUUGAUAGGGGUCGUGUAUUGUCAGCGAGUCCCGUGCCUAGUCGGGUACCGUCUGUCCAGCCACUGAACAAAAUGAGGCCAGACUUAAAUAGGUCUUUCUAUGGACUGCCCAGCUACGCAAAUGAAAGUAAAUCGACGUUUCAAUCAGAGGUUUUCUCAGAUCAUGGCCCAUACGAGAUACCCCCUAUUACUCAAGGAACUCAGACCACCGUGAUGGCUAGCAACCCUGAAUACAUGAAGCUUCCGGUACUACGAAGCAUCGAGUCUGAUUCGGAAUCUUUUGCGCCAUCUUCUAGUACGGAACGCGCUCUUCAAAUCUCCUUUGACCGUCAUGAACAGCUCAAAGGUGUAGGGGAAAUUCUCAGGGACGAAUCAUCAAUGUAUUCGGAUGUUAGCAGCAUACUACAUGUAGAACCCCACAAAAUUCACCAUCCAGCUCCCACCCUGCCUCCAAGAUCAUUACCCCCAUUGUCUAUACCGCCGGCUUCUCUUAUGCCUCCUCCUCCUUUAGAAAGAGAGACAGACGACACGUCACUACCUGUAGUACGUACAGGCACAGAGUUCGAGCAGCGACUUUAUUCUGUUUGGCCCAUUCUCCCAGAUCAUUUUGACCAGGCCCCUUUCGUAGUUCGCUGGGAGAUAAUGCGAAUUGCUCUCCACUGCGGAAUACAAAUGGACAACUUACAUGCUGAGUAUGAUCCGUCGUGGACAGAGCAAAAGACGUUAUGGGCUAGGCUUCAAGCGCUGCCUGCAUUUCAGGGCAAAAACUUCCCUGAAAAGUCCCGACCUGAAGCCUGGACAGCCGCCCUCAACGACAAAUUUUGUACUAAGGAGCAAGCAGUCGUUCUCACCGCAUCACUUGCAACGAAUACGUCCCGAAAUGGGCCCCUAUUCACCCUCAAGCUAAACCCUUUGAAAUUAGACCUUCCACAUCGACUAAGUCGUCGAUUCGGGUCUGAUCGGUUCAUAGAACUUGUGAUACCUUCAAUAGGGUCCCAGGAGUUGAAAUGUCUUGGUGAGCCUUCCAUGGAGCGUAUACAACAAUGGUUAGUCAAUGGUUCCCAUAGGCUACUUGGCCGCUUAUGGAAGUCAUUCUUUGUGAAACCUUCGCUGCCCAAAAAGAUCAGCAAUGAGAACACACUUAUGCCGCAGACGAAGACAAUAUAUCAAGAGCGUGUAUAUCUAUUUGCUGAAGAUGGUAAUGAUUUCCGAGUUUCUGGGACAGGAAGCCAUUGGCCACCGAAGGGUGAGCCGGUUGGGAUGCACACAAAGUUGGGACGAGAAGGCCUUCUUGAUUGGCUGUUACAAAUUCCUAAUAACCAGAAGCAGUCGAUACUUAAGCUCUUCUCGCGUAUCGCUCUAGGUCUCAGCCGUACGCACCCUACCGUCGUCCUUCAACCGGAUCAGAUCCGACACCGCCCUGAAGAUAUUCUCUCUCCCACCAAUAAGGUAAUGAAUGAUGGUAUCGCUCGUAUGUCAUACGGCCUUGCACGAGCUAUACGUGACGCCAUGGGUUUGCAGGACGUUCCAGCAGGUUUUCAAGGCCGGUUUGGUUGUGCAAAGGGGUUUUGGAUUCGAGAUGCCACGGAUACCAGUGACGAUAUUUGGAUAGAGACAACCCCUUCUCAGCGAAAGUGGAAUUGUGACUACGCUGAAGAAGACCACCGCACGUUCGAAGUUCGCAGGGAGUCUAAAGAGCUCAAGUAUGCCAAUUUGAAUCUCCAGCUUUUGCCUAUUCUUGAAGAUAGGGCUAUCAAUGCUACCCUCAUGAAGACCCAAGUUGGAGCUUUCUUAAGAGAUAGUCUCAAGAAAGAUCUGGACGCUCAAAAGGCUGCCAUGCAAGAUCCUACACAAUUCAAGCUUUGGGUAUACGAGAAUUCUCCGUCAAGUCGUCGUGCAGAACGUGUCAAGAAUGAACAGGUUCCAUUUACGGCUGGUCUCCCGAGUGGUCGAGAAGACAUCAUGUCUUUCCUGUUGGAUAGCGGGUUUUCUCCCACCAAGUUGAGAUUUCUGCGUGAUAUCGCCCUGAAGUUACGGAGGGAAAAGUGUGAGGAACUCCACGAACGGCUGAAUGUAAAGGUUGGAUGCUCUACAAACGCCUAUAUGGUUGUCGACUUUCUUGGAAUAUUAGAAGAGGAUGAGGUACACCUGGGAUUUUCCUCGAAAUUUACUGAUGAGCAAUCUGGAUUUUCAGAGACCUUUCUCCACGGUAUGGACGUCCUGGUGGCUCGUACACCCGCUCACUACCCAAGUGACAUACAAAGAGUGAAGGCAGUUUUCAAACCUGAGCUGGGUCGUUUGAAGGAUGUUAUCAUCUUCUCGACCAAAGGCAACAUCCCCCUUGCAGAGAAACUUUCUGGUGGUGAUUAUGAUGGCGAUAUCGCCUGGGUGUGCUGGGAACCCUCGAUCGUCAACAAUUUCCAAAAUGCGGAGAUGCCUGUGGUUCCGGAUCUGUUUGCACAAGACGUGGUACGUAAGGAGAGUGAGACUUACCUAGAUCUUGUAGGGGCAAGGGAUAUUACUUCGGAAUUCCUUGCGAAGGCUUUCCGUUUCAACAUGCAGCAGAACCUUCUGGGCAUGUGCACAAACUACAAAGAGCGGUUAUGCUAUGCGCGCAAUUCAGUAGGGGAUGAGACAGCUAUCCUCUUAAGCACCCUAAUCAGCCAUCUAGUAGACCGGGCCAAACAAGGCAUUGUCUUCACCGAUGAAGACUGGGCGCGACUCCGCAAACGCCUUAGUCGUCACGACCCACCUAACCCACGAUACAAGAACAAAGAAUGGGAUGUGGAAGGGGCACCGCAGCAAAUAAUAGACUACGUCAAGUUCAGUGUAGGGAAUCCUACAAUUGAGAUGGAGAUGAAGUCAUUCACGGAGGCUCUUGGCAAAGCGGAACAAUAUGACGAGGAUCUCGUGAAGUUUUACAAUCAUUACGAGGAUAUCAAGCGCGCUCACGCAGUGCCCAAGGAAUUCGUCAAAAAAUCAACCUGGGAGACAAUCCUCAACGAGCUUAGGAAUAACAUUGAUGCUGUAGCCCAGGAAUGGGCCAAGACUCAAGGCGAUUGGAAUGCCAAGGUUGCCAAUAUCUACGAUAAAUGGCAGGAGAUUCGUCCGACAAAUAAGGUGAACUCCAGGACAAUUAAGGCUUGGCAGCAGGAGGAUCAGGUCAGUACCGGGUUUUCAAACUGGGAUCUCCUGAAAGCUUCGUUCUGCUUCAAGCUGUACUACAACAGGUACCCCGGCCUCAUCUGGAAUAUCGCAGGCAAGCAGCUGGCGUACUUAAAGGCGCUUGCUGUGAGUAAUAGAACGGGCGCAUCACCGGUGAUGGUAAUCCCAACUAUGUACGCUGGCUUGCGGCCCGAUAAUAAGUACGCGCGAGCGUUGGCUGCCAGGACUGAGGGGCGGUACUUGGCGGAGGGCGAGGAUGAUCAUUAGAGUCUGGUCAAUGGUGUAAGAUCAUGUCUGGAUAUUUUUCUGGUUGGCCGGCUCCGCCGCCGUAAGAUUCAGAAUAUAUCAUAGGCUAGCAAUAUCUUGAGGUACUCUUUUGGUGGCCGUGGAUGUUUGGAUAUGGCAAUGACGAUUCGGGAUGAAAGGUCAGCUUCUUGGUGGGAUUCGGCUCUCUAAAAAUACAUACUUCCCUGGGCACUUACAUAUGUAGGCAGAUAGGUAGGGGUAAUGUAUCUGGUAGGCAGGUUAGGUGGUUGUGAAUUUGGGGGGGUGGAUGGUGGGGAGUGCGGAUAAUAUUUACACAAUCGAAUCAAUAUACCGUAUAAAGACCUAA
Messenger RNA from Hypoxylon fragiforme, 4797 nucleotides. RefSeq names its product RNA dependent RNA polymerase-domain-containing protein. Gene Ontology annotation, molecular function: RNA-directed RNA polymerase activity. The transcript is spliced from 5 exons. The record is from RefSeq and is a predicted model, not a curated record. The coding region runs from base 393 to 4451 and encodes 1352 amino acids. Gene Ontology annotation, cellular component: nuclear RNA-directed RNA polymerase complex. Gene Ontology annotation, biological process: siRNA processing. Lineage: Eukaryota; Fungi; Ascomycota; Sordariomycetes; Xylariales; Hypoxylaceae.